Messenger RNA from Manis pentadactyla (Chinese pangolin), 3117 nucleotides. RefSeq names its product aldehyde dehydrogenase 1 family member L1 (gene ALDH1L1). Gene Ontology annotation, molecular function: formyltetrahydrofolate dehydrogenase activity; aldehyde dehydrogenase (NAD+) activity. Bases 175 to 2883 code for a protein of 902 amino acids. The record is from RefSeq and is a predicted model, not a curated record. Gene Ontology annotation, cellular component: cytoplasm. Lineage: Eukaryota; Metazoa; Chordata; Mammalia; Pholidota; Manidae. Gene Ontology annotation, biological process: one-carbon metabolic process; biosynthetic process; 10-formyltetrahydrofolate catabolic process. The transcript is spliced from 23 exons.
CUCUGGCCUCAGCCUUGGCAGCGGCCCGGGAACGGCAGGGGCGGUCCCACCUCUCCACCGCCCAGAACAGGCGCCGGCCAGCCCCCAUCUCCAGACCGCGGCUGUCUGAGGUCCCUUCUGGUCCGCGACACCUGCGCCUCCUCCGCACUUGGUCCUUCAACCCCCACUGUUGCCAUGAGGAUCGCAGUGAUCGGGCAGAGCCUGUUCGGCCAGGAGGUUUACUGCCACUUGAGAAAGGACGGCCACGAGGUUGUGGGCGUGUUCACUGUUCCAGACAAGGACGGGAAGGCAGACCCUCUGGGCCUGGAGGCCGAGAAGGAUGGAGUACCAGUGUUCAAGUUCCCCCGCUGGCGGGCCAAAGGACAGGCUCUGCCCGACGUGGUGGCGAAAUACCGGGCUUUGGGUGCUGAGCUCAACGUCCUGCCCUUCUGCAGCCAGUUCAUCCCCAUGGAGGUGAUCAAUGCCCCCCACCACGGCUCCAUCAUCUACCACCCCAGUCUGCUACCCCGGCACCGAGGGGCCUCGGCCAUCAACUGGACCCUCAUUCAUGGAGACAAGAAAGGGGGCUUUAGCAUCUUCUGGGCGGACGAUGGUCUGGACACCGGGGACCUUCUGCUCCAGAAGGAGUGUGAGGUCCUCCCGGACGACACCGUGAGCACACUGUACAACCGCUUCCUCUUCCCCGAAGGCGUCAAAGGGAUGGUGCAGGCUGUGAGGCUGAUUGCCGAGGGCAAAGCCCCUAGGUGCCCUCAGCCUGAGGAAGGGGCCACCUAUGAGGGUAUCCAGAAGAAGGAAACAGCCAAGAUCAACUGGGAGCAGCCAGCAGUGGCCAUUCAUAAUUGGAUCCGCGGGAAUGACAAGGUGCCGGGUGCCUGGACAGAGGCCUGCGGGCAGAAGCUGACGUUUUUCAACUCAACACUGAUCACUUCAGGCCCGGUAACUGAGGGAGAAGCCCUGCCCAUCCCAGGAGCCCAUCGUCCAGGGCUGGUCACCAAAGAGGGACUCAUUCUCUUUGGGAACGAUGACAGAAUGCUGCUGGUGAAGAACAUCCAGCUGGAGAGCGGCAAGAUGAUCCCGGCCUCGCACCUCUUCAGGGGGGCAGACAGCAGCGCCCUGGAGCUGACAGAGGAGGAGCUGGUCACCGCAGAGGCUGUGCGGGGUGCCUGGAAACGGAUUCUCCCCAAUGUCCCCGAAGUGGAAGACUCCACUGAUUUCUUCAAGUCGGGGGCCGCAUCUGUGGAUGUUGUGAGACUGGUCGAGGAAGUGAAGGAGCUGUGUGAUGGCCUGGAAUUAGAGAACGAAGAUGUUUACAUGGCAACCACCUUCGGGGACUUCAUCCAACUGUUAGUGAGGAAGCUGAGGGGGGAAGACAGAGAGAGCGAGUGCAUCAUUGACUACGUGGAAAAGGCGGUGAACAAGCUGACCCUCCGAAUGCCCCACCAGCUCUUCAUCGGGGGUCUGUUUGUGGAUGCCGAGGGGGCCAAGACCUACGAGACCAUCAACCCCACAGACGGCAGCGCCAUCUGCAAGGUGUCCCUGGCCCAGGUCAGUGACAUUGACAAGGCAGUGGCUGCUGCGAAGGAUGCCUUUGAGAACGGACUAUGGGGGAAGAUCAGUGCGCGGGACCGGGGCCGUCUGCUGUACAGAUUGGCAGACCUCAUGGAGCAGCAUCAGGAGGAGCUGGCCACCAUCGAGGCUCUGGACUCGGGCGCCGUGUACACGCUGGCCCUGAAGACCCAUGUGGGCAUGUCCAUCCAGACCUUCCGCUACUUCGCUGGCUGGUGUGACAAGAUCCAGGGCUCCACCAUCCCCAUCAACCAGGCCAGACCCAACCGCAACCUGUCCCUGACCAGGAAGGAGCCAAUCGGGGUGUGUGGCAUUAUCAUCCCCUGGAACUACCCCCUGAUGAUGUUGGCCUGGAAGACAGCCGCCUGCCUGGCUGCUGGGAACACAGUGGUGAUCAAGCCUGCCCAGGUGACCCCACUCACAGCCCUGAAGUUUGCUGAGCUGACCUUGAAGGCCGGUAUUCCCAAGGGCGUGAUCAACAUCCUGCCUGGAUCUGGCUCGCUGGCCGGCCAGAGACUCUCUGAACACCCCGAUGUGCGGAAAAUAGGGUUCACAGGUUCCACAGAGGUGGGGAAGCGCAUCAUGGAAAGCUGUGCACUGAGUAACCUGAAGAAGGUGUCCCUGGAGCUGGGCGGGAAGUCGCCCCUCAUCAUCUUUGCUGACUGUGACCUCAGCAAGGCGGUGCAGAUGGGAAUGAGCUCCGUCUUCUUCAACAAAGGUGAGAACUGCAUUGCAGCGGGCCGGCUCUUCAUAGAAAACUCGAUUCACGACCAGUUCGUGCAGAAGGUGGUGGAAGAGGUGAGGAAGAUGAAGAUCGGCAACCCUCUAGACCGGGACACCAACCACGGACCGCAGAACCACCAGGCCCACCUACAGAAGCUUAUGGAGUACUGCCAGCGCGGUGUGAAGGAAGGGGCCACGCUGGUGUGUGGUGGGAACCAAGUCCCCCGGCCAGGCUUCUUCUUUGAGCCAACUGUUUUCACGGAUGUGGAAGAUCACAUGUUCGUAGCCAAGGAGGAGUCCUUUGGGCCCAUCAUGAUCAUCUCUCGCUUUGCCGACGGUGACGUGGACACUGUGCUUUCCCGGGCCAACGCCACAGAAUUUGGCCUGGCCUCCGGCGUCUUCACCAGGGACAUCAACAAGGCCCUAUACGUCAGCGACAAGCUGCAGGCAGGCACCGUGUUUGUCAACACAUACAACAAGACCGAUGUGGCCGCCCCCUUCGGAGGGUUCAAGCAGUCUGGAUUUGGCAAAGACCUGGGAGAGGAGGCCUUGAAUGAGUACCUGCGGGUCAAGACAGUUACCUUCGAGUACUGAAGAGAGGCCUCCAGAGGGAAGCCCUGGCCUCCAGAUGUGACCGCGCCCUCCCACCUGAUCUGCCUUCUUGGGGAGCUCGUCAUCCCUCGCCUCCUCUCGCCUCUGAAGCCCUGGUGUCAGCCCCUUGCCUGCUUCCCCGCCAUCCCCAUCAGGGACACCCCUAUCCUGUCUGAUCACAGCAUCUUUUGGUGGGUGAGAAAGUGGCCUCAGGGCCAAUAAAGGUCCUGACCAGCA